AUGGAUGUGAUCGACCCUUCGUUGUCCUCCCAGCCCGCGCAAAGGGAAUGCAUGCAGGCGGGCAUGCACGCGGUCAGUCCCAAGGAUCAAGUGCCGUCGCAGUCGCCCGAAUCUGUCGCCAAGGAUCGUCGCCAUCAGAAGCACCGUCGCCGGAUCCUAGGCUCGCGCCACGGCACGCCCGCGUCCAUCCGUCCGUCCGUGCUCGAGUCGCGAGCGUCUGGCCCUCCGUCGCUCAGCGUUGACUCCGCUUUAGUCAAGCUCGCAGCAGAAGGGGGGGCCGAAGCUGAAGCGCCGUCGAAUUCUUGGGACGGCUUCUCGUUCCCCGCCACGCCGAGCACCUGCGAUGGCGAUCUUUCGCCCACGUUUUCGCCCAGGGUUUUCUCGCCUGGUGGAAACAUUUCGCCUCAUGGUUCUUCGCCUGCCUUUUCGCCAAGAAUUCCAUCGCCGCGGUUACCAUCUGGCGCAGCUGCGCAAGGAGCCGCUCCCGGCAAUGGGCGCGCAAUGGAGAGCCAACGGCGCGCGUUUCCUGGUUGUCGACGUGGCGCCGUGCCGCCGACUCGCCUGCAGCGCGACGCGGCGCUCGUCGGCUCUCCACGCGGCGACGCGUCAACUUCCUCCAAGGCGCAAAAUUCGCAGAAUUUCCUCGCGCCGAACGUUCUGAGCGCAGUUCGUCCGUCAGCGACGCACCGCGAUUAUUCGCACCCCGAGCGGGCGGCAUUCCAAGGUACCCCUGAGGCAAGUGCUGUCCAUUCCGGCAGUCACGCCGGUGCUCCCGCCAGCCGUGGCCCGCUCGCUCGCGUUCGCCCUGCCGCCUCCACAGCAGCAGGGGGAGCCCACGGCGUGCAGAUGCGCGGGCCACGCCCGCCGUCGCUCAUCCUGCCGUCCCAAUGCGCCCCCCACACGUGCCAUGGCACAUCCGCCACCCACGCUGCCGUCAGGGCCCCGCAGGCCGUCAAUGACCGUUCCGCUGCGGCUGCUGUCUCGCCCGCCGCGUCUGCUGACUCCGCUGCUUCCUCGCCGUCUUCAUUCGCCUCCUCCCCACCCACUCCCUCUCCGACCGCUGCUGCUGCCAGCCCCUCUGCCCACCUGCUCGCUUCCCCCUUCGCGGAAUCACCAAAGCUGCUACACCCACGCUCUCCGCACGCCGCCCCUUCCCCUCCUUCCUCCGCCUCCGCAUCUCCGCGCCUGCUCCAGGCGUCCCGUCCGCGCGCGCCCAGCGCACACACAUCUCCGCGCCCCUGCAUCCCCGAGCGCGCUGCGCAAAACGCCGACCAGGCCGAACUUCCUCGCGCAGCCAGCUUUCACCACCCGCCCGCCCGCCGCCGCGAGUCUGAUGCACCAAUGGCGCACGUGGCGGCCGAACUUGCCCGCGCGCGCAGCUUCCACCGCCCUCUCUCGCAACUGCAGCAGAAGCUCUCCCCCUCCGCUGCCCACCAUACCCGCUUGCCCUUCCCCAUCCUGCGCCUCGCCCUCCCCCGCUCCCCCAGCCAUCCCGCGCCCCGUAGCUGCCCGCCCGCGCAGCUGCUUGCGGGACAGCCGCUGGAGCAGCAACCGCAGCGGCGCGCAUCAUUCAGCUUCGGCGGCCAAUCAGAUGUUGCCACGUGGCAGCGUGGCCAUGAUGGGAUGGCUAUGGAAGAAGCAGACGUGCCCAUGUGGCGCCUGGUGGCUCGCUUCCUGACGCCGCCCCACCCCACACCGCCCGGUCAGGCGCCGCCCAGCGCCACCUGUGCACAGUUGACUUGUCACGCCGGUUCCAAAGGAGUAGCUGCAGCUUGCACUGCCGGGGAGCAGGUAGGAGGAGGCGCUGUGAUGGGGGAAGGAGGCGAUUCACAGCCCGACCCCCUCUCCACACGUAUGCAACCCCAUUGCAGCACCCACACACGCCCUCGUCACCUCAGCCCAGCAGCAGCAGCAGCAGCAGCAGCAGCAGCAGCAGCAGCAGCAGCAGCAGCAGCAGCAGCAGCAGCAGCAGCAGCAGCAGCAGCAGCAGCAGCAGCAGCAGCAGCAGCAGCAGCAGCAGCAGCAGCAGCAGCAGCAGCAGCAGCAGCAGCAGCAGCAGCAGCAGCAGCAGCAGCAGCAGCAGCAGCAGCAGCAGCAGCAGCAGCAGCAGCAGCAGCAGCAGCAGCAGCAGCAGCAGCAGCAGCAGCAGCAGCAGCAGCAGCAGCAGCAGCAGCAGCAGCAGCAGCAGCAGCAGCAGCAGCAGCAGCAGCAGCAGCAGCAGCAGCAGCAGCAGCAGCAGCAGCAGCAGCAGCAGCAGCAGCAGCAGCAGCAGCAGCAGCAGCAGCAGCAGCAGCAGCAGCAGCAGCAGCAGCAGCAGCAGCAGCAGCAGCAGCAGCAGCAGCAGCAGCAGCAGCAGCAGCAGCAGCAGCAGCAGCAGCAGCAGCAGCAGCAGCAGCAGCAGCAGCAGCAGCAGCAGCAGCAGCAGCAGCAGCAGCAGCAGCAGCAGCAGCAGCAGCAGCAGCAGCAGCAGCAGCAGCAGCAGCAGCAGCAGCAGCAGCAGCAGCAGCAGCAGCAGCAGCAGCAGCAGCAGCAGCAGCAGCAGCAGCAGCAGCAGCAGCAGCAGCAGCAGCAGCAGCAGCAGCAGCAGCAGCAGCAGCAGCAGCAGCAGCAGCAGCAGCAGCAGCAGCAGCAGCAGCCGCCGCCGCCGCCAAGUUACCCGGUACAUGCUCGCCAGCGAUGCCCCAGCAAUGGCGGCCGCCGCCGCGCUUUCGCCUUCGCCGCCGUGCCACCCUAUCCGGUCUUUCGCUGCUCUGCCUAGUCAUCAGCUGCCACGUGGCGGCGUCGGAGCGCAUCAAGAACGUGGUGGUGCUGAUGAUGGAAAACAGGUCGUUUGAUCACGUGCUGGGAUGGCUGCAGCCCCGCAACGCCGAGAUCGACGGCCUCGAUGGCUCCGAGUGCAACCCCAUCGUCGCCAAGGCCCGCGACGCGGACACGCCGGCCCCGCCAAGCGAUCCGGGCAAUUCGGGCGAUUCGGGCGAGUCGAGCCUGUCGGGCAAUUCGGCUGGCGGGGUGACGUUCGAGCAAGUGUGCAUUAACGAUAGAGCGCGGUACGACAACAGCGAGGAUCCCGACCACUCGUUCAAAGGCGUUCGCGAUCAGAUCUUCGGCGGAAAAUCGGUAGCUAAGGCCUCUUCUCGGCUUAUGCGGGGAUUCGCGCAGCAGGCGGAAGACCUCCGCGCGGGGUUCUCCGCGGAGGUGAUGUCCGCCUUUCCGCCGGCCGCGCUCCCCGUGACCACCGCGCUCGCCACGCACUUCGCCGUGUGCGACCGCUGGUUCUCGUCCGUACCGGGCCCCACCCAUCCCAACCGCUACUUCCUGCACGCCGCCACGUCCAAGGGGCUCCUGGCGGAGCGCAAGCCCGUGCUGCUCGCGGGCUUCCCCGCGCGCACCAUCUUCGACGUCCUCUCGCGUCGCAAGGUGUCCUUCGGCAUCUUCUACCACGACAUCCCCGCGUCGCUCGCGCUCUCCUCGCUGCGCCGGCGGAAGCACGCGCGCAAGUUCCGCCCGAUCGAGAUGUUCUACGCGCAGGCGCGGCUGGGGCGGCUGCCCGCGUACUCGUUCGUGGAGCCGCAGUACUUCAACUUCUCAUGUGAACCGGGCAACGACGACCAUCCGGGGCACGACGUGCGGCAUGGGCAGCAGCUGAUUAAAGACGUGUACGAGGCGCUUCGCGCCGGGCCGCAGUGGCGCAACGCGCUGCUGAUCAUGACGUACGACGAGCACGGCGGGUUCUUCGACCACGUGGCGCCGCCCAUGGCGGGCGUGCCGUCCCCCGACGGCGUGGUGGGCGAGGAGGACGGAUUCAACUUCCGCCGCCUCGGCGUGCGCGUGCCCACCUUCGUCAUCUCGCCCUGGAUCGACAAAGGCAUGGUCAUCCAUCGCCCGCGAGGCCCACACCCGACAUCACAGUUCGACCACACGUCGGUGGCGGCCACACUGAGAGACGUGUUCGGGCUGACGUCCAAGCAGGACGAGCUGACGGCCAGGGACGCCUGGGCGGGCUCGCUCAUGCCCUUCCUCUCCCUGCGCUCCUCGCCCCGCACCGACUGCCCCCGUGAGCACCGACUGCCCCCUGCAGCGCUCUCAGCGCUGCAGCAGGACAUGGUGGCCAUCGCGGCCGCCCUCAUCCCCAUGCCCGUGCCGCCCGGCGCCAUUGACUCGUUCGUCAACUCGCUGCUGCAGCGCGAGGCGGGUGUGUUCGUGCGCACCGCCGUCGCUAACUUCCUCCUUCACCAGGGCGCCGGGGGCCAUGGGGGCGAUGAAGGGGGCGAUGGGGGGGGUGAUGGGGGGAGUGGGGGGAGUGGAGGGGAGGGUGUGCAAAUGCGGGUGAUGGCGUGUGACCGAAGCAAAUGGUGGUGCCGCGCUGUGGUGAGCAUGCAGCGGCUCGUGGGGUUCCGUGACAGCAGCAGUGGCGCUAGCAGUGAUAGUGGGGAUGGUGGAGAUGCGGAUGCGAAGGAAAAGGAGGAGCAGAAAGAGGAGGAGAAGAGGAAAAAGGAAGAGGAGAAGCGGAAGCGAGAAGAGAAGAGAAGGAAGGAGAAGGAGAGACGGGAGAAAGACAGGGAGAGGCGUGCGAAGGAGAAGGCGCAGCGAGAGAAGGCGCAGCGAGAGAAGGCGCAGAAGGAUGAGGCAGCGGCGCCAGACGACAGCCUGUGA
This is a messenger RNA of Closterium sp. Yama58-4, 4653 nucleotides long. Lineage: Eukaryota; Viridiplantae; Streptophyta; Zygnematophyceae; Desmidiales; Closteriaceae. The record is from the annotation of a GenBank genome assembly.